CAUCUGACCUCCAUCAGUACUUCUUCCGGUUAAAAUGGUCAUGCUAUCUGUCAAGUAACGCGUGAUUUCAUCAAAUACAUGUAUCCAAAAUGGAUGGUUCUGAAUCUCGCGGUAUCGUGUAGAAAGGAGCUCAGUUUCUUCUUCCUGAGGUCGGCGCGUGUGCUGUUUGAUUUGCUCGCUAGUCUAAAGGUUUUUUUUGGUGUGUCGCUGAGCUGCUGUAGUAGGGAUGAUGAUGAUGGCGGAGUUGGUACAGGGACAGGCCUCGGUGGCUCAGCCUGGAACGAAAGCAGAUGGCUUCGCCGACGCUUUACACCGGGCCCGACAGAUUGCGGCGAAGAUGGGAGGUGACCAGAUGCCCCACAUGAACAACUCUUCUCCAGUCUUAGACCCCUCUCUCUAUGGCUACGGAGGCCAGAAGCGCUCAAUGGAUGAUGGAGUAGGUAACCAGCUGGGUGGAAUGGUACAUCAAAGGGCUAUUAUGACAGAAGACUUCAAAGUGCCUGAUAAGAUGGUUGGAUUCAUCAUUGGAAGAGGAGGAGAGCAGAUCACGAGAAUUCAGUUGGAGUCAGGCUGCAAGAUUCAGAUAGCUGCAGACAGCGGCGGCAUGAUGGACAGGGCCUGCACCCUAACCGGAAGUCCAGAGAACAUUGAGCAGGCCAAGAGGCUGCUGAGUCAGAUUGUGGACCGGUGUCGGAACGGCCCGGGGUUCCACAGCGAGAUGGACAGCAACAGCGCCAUCCAGGAGAUCCUCAUCCCUGCCAGCAAAGUGGGCCUGGUCAUUGGCAAGGGAGGGGACACCAUCAAACAACUGCAGGAGAGAACCGGUGUGAAGAUGAUGAUGAUCCAGGAUGGCCCCAUGCCCACUGGAGCAGACAAACCCCUGAGAAUCACUGGGGACCCCUACAAAGUGCAGCAAGCACGAGAGCUGGUGGUGGAGAUCAUCCGGGACAAGGACCAGGGAGACUUCCGGGCCAGCAGGGGAGACUUUGGAUCCAGACUGGGGGGAAGCAGUCUGGAUGUGGCAGUCCCCAGGUUUGCUGUGGGCAUCGUCAUUGGCAGGAACGGAGAGAUGAUCAAGAAGAUCCAGAAUGACUCUGGGGUCAGGAUCCAGUUCAAACCAGUGUCCCCCUCUCCUUCAGACGAUGGCAUCAGUCCCGACCGGAUUGCCCAGGUGAUGGGCCAGUCUGACCGUUGCCAGCAUGCAGUGCAUCUCAUCAAUGAGCUGGUCCAAACGGCACAGGUACAGCAGGCCUCCCCAGACCAUUCUCUAGCUGGCUGGCUCCCGGACAGGGCCAGCCUGGCCCCCUCUCAAGCUUCUCUGGACCCCCUAGCCCUGUGGCUGGGUGGUGGGGGGGACCUCCUCAGACAGGUGUACAGACAGGAGAGGGAUGGCUUUGGGAGUCCCGUGGGGCCCAGAGGCCGGGGCAGAGGCCGUGGAGACUGGAACAUGGGUGCGCCUGGUGGCCUGCAGGAAGUGACGUACUCGAUACCUGCCGACAAGUGUGGCCUGGUGAUUGGAAAAGGUGGCGAAACCAUCAAGAACAUCAACCAGCAGUCCGGAGCGCACGUGGAGCUGCAGAGAAACCCGCCACCUAACACUGACCCCAACGUGCGCAUCUUCUCCAUCCGCGGCACCCACCAGCAGAUGGAAAUGGCCCGCCAGCUGAUCGAUGAGAAGAUUGGGGCCUCAGGAAUGGGGGGCAACAGCAGUUUUGGUCUGAACCCAUUUGGACAAGGACCAACUACCCCGCAUCAGAAUGGACCCCAGACAUUCCUGACAGGAGGAUGGGGCACAACAUAUCAGACAUGGCAGGCUCCGGGCCAGCAAGACCCCAGUCUCAAUGGUUCCCAGACCGGCCAGAUGGACUAUUCCAAAGCAUGUCAGCAGAGCCAAGCCCAGAGCAGUGGCUCUGACUACAGCAAAGCAUGGGAGGAUUACUACAAGAAACAGAGCCAGGCAGCAGGCCCCGGCUCCCAGCAGAGCUCCCCUCCGGACUACAGUGCUGCCUGGGUGGAGUAUUACAGACAGCAGGGGGCCUACUAUGGCCAGGGUGCACAGCAGACACCGGCCCCAGGCCUUCAGAGAGGACACCCUUUAGUUGAAGAUUUUUGAAUCACUGAGAGGAUGAAAACAAACCUUUUGUAACAGAGGUUUCUAGAUUUGCAACGCCUUGAAGACUUUUACUUUUUUCUUAGUGAGAAACACUAGCUGUAGAAUGACUUAUACAAUUUAAAAAAAUAAUAUUUCUAAAUCAGGAACAUUUAAUUGUUACUAAAUACUUGUGUACACCAUUAUUUUGAAUUGACAAUUUCCGGGAUCCCUUUUGGAUUUAUGAGAGAGCUGUUUUGUUUUCUAUUUUUUCUUUUUUGAUUCAAAUUACAUUGCCAAAACGAACCCCGGAGUUGUAACUUUUCAGUAAACGCAAUAUAAUCUAUUUUUUCUAGUUCUGUUGCAAUAAAAUCGCAAUUAUGGGCUUAGCAGUCUUGAAUUAUUUUUUGUUUUGUCAUAAGAUGUUUUAAGAAUGUGUAAAAAUGUUUUCUUUUCCUUUUACAAAAAGCAUUUUAAUUCAGUGAGAUGAAACUGUGAUAUUUUGUUACAGGAAAAUGUAUAAUUUUGUUGCAAAAUACGAGAGAUGUUGGCAAAUGGCAGUCAAUUCCUAAUUUAAUUCCUGUUGUGCUUUGUAUUGUUUUCCAUUGUCUUUUAUUGUACUCUGGUUUAAAAAAGGUGCAAUAUCUUAUUUCAUUUUUGAAACAAAGAUGGAUUCUCUAAUAUUUUGACAGGUGUUUAACUUGUAGUUCUUAAUUUUUUUUUUUAGGCAUAUGAAAAUGUAAUGAAUAAUUUAUUACAAUGAUCUGAUAUGGGAAAGGGGAUGUUGCAUUUUGUGAGUUAUUUGCCUUUGCUAUCUUGUAAAACUAUGUAUGUAUGCUCAGAUACUUGACUAAAUACUUUAUUUAAAAAUAUAUAUAUAAUUAAAUCAAAGAAGUUUUUUUCAUGGAGUCAUUAUCACAGGAAAACUGUCCCUGUUUUUCUGCUGUUUUCAUACUGAAAAUGUUCAAAGAUCGUGAAUGUGUCAUUUGAAAUUUGAUGUUGCAUCUUGCUAUGGACAAAAAUGAGAAAUGCCAGGUUUUUAUGUAUGUUUUGUACCUAAAUAAUUCAAGACUGCUAAGCCUCUGGAUUCUACCUGUGUAAUAAUUAAUUGUAGUUUUUUAUAUGCUAAGUAUUACGAUCAAAAUUGUCUUAUUUGGUACCACCCAGUUUCCCUAAUGCCCCAUCCAGUACACACUGUGGACUCGUGUACAGUCCAAUGCUAAACUUUUUAAUUCAUUUUUCUUUCUACUUUGUGUGAUCUAAUAUAUGUAUGAUUGAUUAGUUACAAAAUGAAUCUAGUGUUAACUUCAUUGCUUAAUGAAAAGGGAUAUUAUAAUUUCAAAAUGUUUAAUUUUAGUGUUUUUUCCUCAUAUGUACAGGUAACCGUGUAUUAAAAACGUCAAGACUA
Oncorhynchus gorbuscha (pink salmon) is the source of this 3497-nucleotide messenger RNA. RefSeq names its product far upstream element-binding protein 3-like. Gene Ontology annotation, biological process: regulation of DNA-templated transcription. Gene Ontology annotation, cellular component: cytoplasm; nucleus. The record is from RefSeq and is a predicted model, not a curated record. Lineage: Eukaryota; Metazoa; Chordata; Actinopteri; Salmoniformes; Salmonidae. Gene Ontology annotation, molecular function: mRNA binding. The transcript has 19 exons. Bases 227 to 2113 code for a protein of 628 amino acids.